This is a messenger RNA of Sphenostylis stenocarpa, 1971 nucleotides long. The record is from the annotation of a GenBank genome assembly. NCBI's taxonomy places the organism in Eukaryota, Viridiplantae, Streptophyta, Magnoliopsida, Fabales, Fabaceae.
AUGGGUGUUAACUCCAACAGAGUUGAGCACUUAGCAUGUUGCAGCAUGAAGAUCCAAAGCGAGAUACAAAUGGCAAUGCCAGCCUUGGAAAUACACAAGGUUCAGUUGCCACCAGAACGCACCACCUUGCAGAAACUCAGACACAGACUCUCUGAGAUCUUCUUCCCAGAUGACCCUCUUCACAAAUUCAAGAACCAAACUUGCUUCAUGAAGCUCCUCCUUACUCUCCAAUACCUGUUCCCCAUCUUCCAAUGGGCUCCCCUCUACAACCUUUCCCUUCUCCGCUCUGACAUCAUCUCCGGUCUCACCAUUGCUAGCCUCGCCAUUCCUCAGGGAAUCAGCUAUGCUAAGCUAGCAAACUUGCCACCCAUUCUUGGAUUAUAUUCCAGCUUUGUGCCUCCCUUGAUAUAUUCUCUUCUAGGGAGCUCUAGACAUCUUGGUGUUGGUCCAGUUUCAAUAGCAUCUCUGGUCAUGGGAUCAAUGUUAAGUGAGACGGUUUCUUAUAGUCAAGAUCCAACUCUCUAUCUCAAAAUGGCUUUCACUGCCACUUUUUUUGCUGGUUUGUUCCAAUCUUCUCUGGGUAUAUUAAGGUUAGGCUUUGUAAUUGAUUUUCUCUCAAAGGCAACGCUGGUGGGUUUCAUGGCCGGUGCAGCGAUUAUUGUGUCACUGCAGCAGCUCAAAGGGUUGCUUGGAAUAGUUCAUUUCACCAACAAGAUGCAAAUAACACCUGUACUCAUCUCUGUUUUCAAGCAAAGAGACGAGUGGUCAUGGCAAAACCUUCUGCUGGGAUUCAGUUUCCUACUGCUUCUGUUGACAACAAGGCACAUUAGCUUGAAGAAGCCAAAAUUAUUCUGGGUUUCGGCAGCUGCCCCGUUGACAUCAGUCAUUCUGUCAACCAUUUUAGUUUUUAUUCUGAGAAAUAAGGCCCAUAAAAUUGCCAUUAUUGGUGAAUUGCCAAAGGGACUUAAUCCACCAUCAUCAAACAUGUUAUACUUCAAUGGUCCUUAUUUGGCUCUUGCUCUCAAAACAGGACUUGUGACUGGGAUCCUCUCUCUCACUGAAGGAAUUGCAGUGGGAAGAACAUUUGCUGCACUGAAGAACUACCAGGUGGAUGGAAACAAAGAAAUGAUGGCCAUUGGUCUUAUGAACAUAGCUGGCUCUUGUUCUUCAUGCUACGUCACAACAGGGUCAUUUUCCCGAUCAGCUGUAAACUUCAAUGCUGGGGCCCAGACAGCAGUAUCAAAUAUAAUCAUGGCAUCAGCAGUUCUUGUGACCCUUUUGUUUCUGAUGCCACUCUUCUAUUACACACCGAAUGUUGUCUUAGCAGCCAUUAUCAUCACUGCUGUUGUAGGGCUAAUAGAUUAUCAAGCUGCAUAUAAAUUGUGGAAGGUUGACAAGCUCGAUUUCUUGGCCUGCUUGUGCUCCUUUUUCGGUGUUCUGUUCAUUUCAGUGCCACUAGGCCUUGGAAUAGCGGUGGGAAUAUCAGUCUUCAAGAUCUUGCUUCAUGUCUCUAGGCCAAACACACUGGUUUUGGGGAAUAUUCCGGGGACACCAAUAUUCCACAACCUAAACCAAUAUAGAGAAGCUUUGAGGAUUCCUUCAUUUAUCAUUUUGGCUGUUGAGUCUCCUAUCUACUUUGCUAAUUCAACGUACCUGCAAGAAAGGAUACUGAGAUGGGUUCGAGAAGAGGAAGAGCGGGUAAAAGCAAACAAUGAAAGUACAUUGAAAUGUAUAAUUUUGGACAUGACAGCUGUUACAGCUAUAGACACAAGUGGAAUCGAUAUUCUAUGUGAACUUAGAAAGGUGCUGGACAAAAGAUCACUUCAGCUUGUCUUGGCAAAUCCUGUUGGAAAUGUGAUGGAAAAAUUGCAUCAGUCAAAUAUUCUGGAUUCCUUUGGGUUGAAAGGAGUCUAUCUCACAGUUGGAGAAGCUGUGGCUGACAUUUCAUCCACCUGGAAAGCUCAACCUUGA